This is a messenger RNA of Parasteatoda tepidariorum (common house spider), 1866 nucleotides long. RefSeq names its product carboxypeptidase B. Gene Ontology annotation, biological process: proteolysis. The record is from RefSeq and is a predicted model, not a curated record. Lineage: Eukaryota; Metazoa; Arthropoda; Arachnida; Araneae; Theridiidae. Gene Ontology annotation, molecular function: metallocarboxypeptidase activity; zinc ion binding.
CUACCGGAGUUGCACUGAAAAGUUUAACAAGUUCAGCUGGUUUCAGAGAUCGGAAUUAACACUUUUUGUUCUCCAAUUUGAAAAUUUGGUGUGCACCAUUAGCAUUAUUUUUUAGAGUAUACUCAAGGAACAUAAAUGCAAAUUUUUCUGCUGUGUUAUCAUAUUUUCCAAGUCACGGUCUUCUAUGUUUCUUAAAAUUGCGGGUUUUAAUCGACAUUUUAAAUCUUAAGCCCUUUAAAUUUCAAGCUCAUUAUAGUUUUUAAACCUAGUUGUUCUGAGGUUGACAUUAUCCAGAUCAUUGAAAAGGAUAAAAAUAGUUUAGGCUUACUCAAGUGACAACAUUUUAACUAGUUAAUUUAUUUAUAUUGUCUGACUUGUGUCUGCAUUCUCUACAUACCUGGAUCUCUCUAGCUAUCCGAGUAUUGAAAUUUAACAUCCAGGUUUUAAGUUUAGUUUAAAGCAAUUGACAUCUUUUUUUCUCUGCUAUUUUAAUUAACAAUGACUAUCACAGUGUGUUUCAAGAUAUUUGUGAUUAUUUUAAUCCUGACGGGCUACACAGUUUGUCAGAGAAAAAUAAGUUAUCGAGGUUACUCCUUGAUUAGAAUAACACCUGUUAAUCAACAGCAACUUCAGUAUCUGUUGAACAUGACUGCAAUUCCAGGAAAUGGGUUGGACUUUUGGCUACAAACGACAGCAGUGAACAAAUCUGCAGAUGUGAUGGUAGCGCCAUCUGUUGCAAAUAGCACAACUAAAAAUUUAAAUAGAUUCCGAAUACCAUAUAAAAUUCUGAUGCCUGAUGUUGGGAAAGUCAUUGAAGAUGAUUUAAAAGCUGAAAUUAAUGUUCCUUCUCAAUACCAGUUUUACGGUACCUAUCCAAGUCUUAAUGAGAUAUGUCAGUAUAUUGGAGAUAUAGCUUCUUCCUAUCCAGACAUUACAUCGUUAAUAGAUAUUGGUUCAUCAUUUGAAGGCAGAACUUUAGAAAUUCUAAAAGUUUCUACAGAAAGUUAUGAGCAAAAACCUGUUAUUUGGAUUCAAGGAGGAGUUCAUGCUCGUGAACAAAUAGGACCAGCAGUUGUUACUUUCAUCGCCGACAUGUUGACUAGUCUAUACGAUGAGUGUGAUGAAGUAAAUGAUUUAGUCGAAGAAUUUGAUUGGUAUUUCCUGCCGGUUUUAAAUCCUGACGGCUACUAUUAUUGUCAAACAAAGGAUAGGCUUUGGAGGAAGACAAGGUCUCGGGAUUCAAACAUUAAACAUUGUGUAGGUGUUGAUGCUAACAGAAACUGGGAUAUUAAAUGGAACAGUACUGGAUCAAGUCCAAGACCAUGUUCUCAUACAUAUGCUGGAUCAAAACCUUUUUCUGAACCAGAAGUGAAAGCUGUGAGUGAUUUCAUGACAUGCAAUCUAAAAGAUCGCAUAGCAAUGUUUGUAGAUUUUCACAGCUAUUCACAAAGAUGGCUGACACCUUGGGGAUACACUUCAAAGUUACCACCUACUUACCCGGAGCAGAAAAGACUAGCAGAAGUCGGAAUUGCUGCAAUUAAAAGAUUGAGUGGAUCGACGUACACAGUCGGAUCGUCGGGAAAUCAUAUGUAUACCGUAAGCGGUGGAGAAAGAGACUGGGUAACUAGUGUAAUCGGAGCCAAAUAUAGUUAUGUUGUUGAACUACAAGACUUGGGACAAUUUGGUUUUCUUCUUCCACGGAGACAGAUAUUGCCAAAUGCACAGGAAGCCUGGGAAGGCAUCAAGGCAAUGGCUACAGACUUGUUAAGACUAGAAUCUGAAUAGCUUCAUUAUUAAUGACCAUAAAUGUAGUUAGUUUUGGAUUCUUACUUUUUAGACAAAUAAAGAUUUUAACAAAAAUUUAAA